AUGAACGUAAUUCCUCCCUUCCUCCCUACCUACCUCCCUUCCUCCCUCCCUACCUCCCUUCCUCCCUCCCUCCCUACCUACCUCCCUUCCUCCCUUCCUCCCUAUCUACCUCCCUCCCUAUCUACCUCCCUCCCUCCCUUCCUCCCUAUCUACCUCCCUCCCUCCCUAUCUACCUCCCUCCCUCCCUAUCUAUCUACCUCCCUCCCUCCCUUCCUCCCUAUCUACCUCCCUCCCUCCCUUCCUCCCUAUCUACCUCCCUCCCUCCCUUCCUCCCUAUCUACCUCCCUCCCUCCCUUCCUCCCUAUCUACCUCCCUCCCUCCCUUCCUCCCUAUCUACCUCCCUCCCUCCCUCCCUCCCUUCCUCCCUUCCUCCCUAUCUACCUCCCUCCCUUCCUCCCUAUCUACCUCCCUCCCUCCCUGCAUAUCUAUCUACCUCCCUCCCUCCCUUCCUCCCUACCUCCCUUCCUCCCUCCCUCCCUAUCUAUCUACCUCCCUCCCUCCCUGCCUAUCUAUCUACCUCCCUCCCUCCCUUCCUCCCUAUCUACCUCCCUCCCUCCCUUCCUCCCUAUCUACCUCCCUCCCUCCCUGCCUCCCUAUCUACCUCCCUCCCUCCCUAUCUACCUCCCUCCCUCCCUUCCUCCCUGCCUCCCUAUCUACCUCCCUCCCUCCCUAUCUACCUCCCUCCCUCCCUUCCUCCCUGCCUCCCUAUCUACCUCCCUCCCUCCCUAUCUACCUCCCUCCCUCCCUUCCUCUCUAUCUACCUCCCUCCCUCCCUUCCUCCCUAUCUACCUCCCUCCCUCCCUGCCUCCCUAUCUACCUCCCUCCCUCCCUUCCUCCCUAUCUACCUCCCUCCCUCCCUUCCUCCCUAUCUACCUCCCUCCCUUCCUUCCUAUCUACCUCCAUCCCUCCCUUCCUCCCUAUCUACCUCCCUCCCUCCCUGCAUAUCUAUCUACCUCCCUCCCUCCCUUCCUCCCUAUCUACCUCCCUCCCUCCCUUCCUCCCUAUCUACCUCCCUCCCUCCCUAUCUACCUCCCUUCCUCCCUAUCUACCUCCCUCCCUUCCUCCCUAUCUACCUCCUUCCCUCCCUGCCUACCUACCUCCCUUCCUCCCUCCCUCCCUACCUACCUAUCUACCUCCCUCCCUCCCUUCUCCCCUCCCUCCCUCCCUCCCUCCCUCCCUAUCUACUUCCCCCCUCCUUAUCUACCUCCCUCCCUUCCUCCCUACCUACCUCCCUUCCUCCCUCCCUAUCUACCUCCCUCCCUCCCUCCCUACCUCCCUCCCUCCCUGCAUAUCUAUCUACCUCCCUCCCUCCCUCCCUUCCUCCCUAUCUACCUCCUGGGCGGCACGGUGGCUGAGUGGAUAGCACUCUCGCCUCUCAGCAAGAAGGUUUCCUCCGGGUACUCCGGUUUCCCCUACCACUAA
Messenger RNA from Knipowitschia caucasica, 1422 nucleotides. The record is from the annotation of a GenBank genome assembly. NCBI's taxonomy places the organism in Eukaryota, Metazoa, Chordata, Actinopteri, Gobiiformes, Gobiidae.